AUGUUCAAGUUCAGCCUUUCGCCGGGACCUCCUUUUGAGGAGUUCUAUGUGAAUCAGAAACUGACACUCACUGUAUCUCCAGAGGACCUGUCCGACCUGCCCAAGGUCAUCCACGUCCGGAUCCGCGAGAUGAUCUCAAACACCAUGUCCUUCACCAUGCUGGUCGACAUCCUCGACCGCGACGACGACAUAUCCCUCACCGGCACCUCGACCUUCUUCCUCAAGCUCUUCGACCGGCGCUUCUCCAAGGCCUUUCGCGACCAAGUGCCCUGGUCGACCGCCAGGGAGCGUGCGUUCGUCAAGGCAGCCACCAUCGGAAGAGAGGGGCUCGACGGCUUCGUCUUCAGCAUCUGCGCUCUCGAGAACUACCGAGAGCAGACGGCGCAGGCCUGGACUGUGGCCCAGAGGGAGGCCUGCCUGGCCGUGGACAUCGCAGAUGUCUACUACGACGAGCUGUCCGUAUACGAUGCUCUCCAGGACUUUCAAGGGCAGAGCAUCCCGCGGUUCGUUGCCUCUCUGGAGCUCGACAUCAGCCCUCUGGGGGUAGACGUCCCGCCGCGAGAUCCAAAUGCCGCCUUUGCCACCUUCGAGCCGUUUAUAGUCAAGGGCAUACUCCUGGAACGCAUCGAGGGCUUCACCCUCUGGGACAUGCCCGACCGUGGUGUACCGCGGUGGCAGUGGCAGGGCCUCGUCGACAAGGCGCGACGUAUGCUGGACAUACUCGACGACAACGAGAUCCUCAACAUGGACGUGCAGCCGCAGAACUUUAUCGUGGCUCCCCUGACCGACAAGCCCGAGUCUACCGAUGACUACAAGGUCUACAUGAUCGACUUCGGCAUGUGCAGGUUCCGUGAGGAAAACGAGUCGAACCUUGUUUGGUCGGUGGCCAAGAACACGUACAAUGGGGACGGGAGGCUGUUUUACUGGAUGAACAUUAGGUUGGAGAGAGAGGGCUUCGUGCUCCGGAACGACGGUUUCCCAGGGUAUAGACCAUGGGAUCCGUCACUCUUGGAUGCCAUGUGA
This is a messenger RNA of Thyridium curvatum, 1023 nucleotides long. RefSeq lists its product as uncharacterized. NCBI's taxonomy places the organism in Eukaryota, Fungi, Ascomycota, Sordariomycetes, Thyridiales, Thyridiaceae. The transcript has a single exon. The record is from RefSeq and is a predicted model, not a curated record. The coding region runs from base 1 to 1023 and encodes 340 amino acids.